GUUAGUGACGUCACACCUCCUGAAAGCCUGUCUAUGGAGCUGCUGCUGCGGCCCAUCCACAGGAAAGAGCGGGAGUUGUGAAUGUAGAACAGUGCUGUUAUUAGGCGGAGUUUAAUGUCAGAGCGGUGCAACACUACACACAAGAAGAUAAAAUGUCAUCCGUACUUUCAGAAUAUACAAUUGGUGGGGUGAAAAUCCUCUUCCCAUGUAGAGCGUAUCCUUCCCAGCUUGCAAUGAUGAAUUCAAUUAUGAGAGGCCUGAAUUGUAAACAGCACUGCUUGUUAGAAAGUCCAACUGGAAGUGGAAAAAGCUUAGCCUUGUUAUGUUCUGCACUUGCAUGGCAGCAGUCUUUAUAUGGAAAGCAGUUGGUGGAUGAAAAAUCAGAUGAGAAAGAGUGGAAAAAAAUGGAGAGAGUUACUCCAUGCUGCUGUUCAUGUCAUUUGAAAAAUUCUGAUCAAACUACUUUCUCCAGUGAUAGACAAAUGAAUUCUACAGAUAACGCACCAUCAAAUAUUUCCGGAGCUUCUAGUAACAAAACUACAUUAGCUUCAAAGCUGUGUGCAAAGAAGCAAGCAUCUUUUACAACAGAUCAAGAUGAUGAUUUUCAAACUGACAGGAAAAGGAUUCGCCAGUCUCAUGAUGAACAACUGCAGGCAAGAAAACGUCGUUGUUAUGAAAAAGGUGUGCAGUUUAUUGAUGAUGAUGAUGAUGAUGAUCGGGAUCAUGUGAAGUUUGAUAGUUACAAUCAAAGAAGAGCUAGCAUGGAUAGUUGUGCAGAGGAAGCUAUUGCUGCUUCUUCCAAUCAUUCUGCUGGGCCUUGCAGUCUGUGUUUUUGUGGUCAGACCAAAGAAGAGGAUAAAGCUACUGAAAAGUGCAAGAAGGAAAACGGAGAGAAGCCAAAAGUGCCCAAAAUAUUUUUCGGUACACGUACACAUAAGCAGAUCGCCCAGAUAACAAGAGAACUAAGGAGGACAGCUUACUCAAGUGUUCGCAUGACCAUACUGUCAAGUAGGGAACACACCUGUGUUCACCCGGAUAUUCACUCAAACAGGAAUGAAAGGUGCAAGGAACUUCUAGAAGCAAAGGAUGGGCACUCAUGUCGCUUUUAUCAUGGAGUUCACAAAAUGAAUGAGCAAAGUUUGCUGCAAUACAGACAUGGCAUUGAUAAGGCUUGGGACAUAGAAGAACUGGUUGGAUUGGGCAAAAGGCUACGUGCAUGUGCUUACUUUGCUGCCCGGGAGUUGAUGCAGGGUGCUGAUAUUGUUUUCUGCCCAUACAAUUACCUUUUAGAUUCUCAAAUCAGGGAGAGCAUGGAAAUUUGCUUGGAGAAUCAAGUGGUUAUCCUAGACGAAGCCCACAAUAUUGAAGACUGUGCCCGUGAAUCGGCAAGUUUUAGCUGCAGUGAUGAGCAGCUGAUGUAUGCUCGAGAUGAGAUUGAUAGCAUGGUGAAUCAUGGCAUCCGAGUUAGUGACCACGAGCCUCUAAGGGCUGUGUGCUACAGUUUAACCAACUGGAUAAGACAAUGUUCUGAUCAGCUAGUAGAAAGAGAAUAUGAAGCAUCCUGCAAAGUGUGGAAUGGUAAAGAAAUUCUCUCAAUUUUUCAUGACAUGGGCAUAACAAAUGCAACCUUUCCUCUGCUGAAAGUUAAUCUUGCUGCUGUGGUUGAAAAAGAAGAGAAGAUAACUAUGUUCCAUGGGCAGGAAAAUGUAAUUAAAAUUCCUACACUCAGUCCACAAUCACAGAUGGUUUUAAAGGGCCUGUUUCUGGUUUUGGACUACCUCUUUCGUCAGAAUAACAGGUUUGCAGAAGAUUAUAGAGUUGCCCUUCAGCAAUCAUAUACAUGGACAAACAGACCAGAUAUUCCAGAUGAAAAUGGAUUUUUUGCAAGACCUAGAAGCAGGAGAAGUAUUCGACAAAAGAUUAUGGUCUACACUCUGAAUUUCUGGUGUCUAAAUCCAGCUGUGGCAUUCUCAGAUCUAAGCAGCAAUGCUCGCACUAUUGUCUUAACAUCAGGAACUUUGUCUCCAAUGGGAUCAUUUUCAUCUGAACUUGGAGUUAAGUUUUCAAUACAGCUUGAGGCAAACCACGUGAUUCAUAAAUCCCAGGUGUGGGUUGGUACUGUCGGGGCUGGUCCUAAGGGUCGAAAGCUUUGUGCAACAUUUCAGCACACAGAGACCUUUGAUUUUCAGGAUGAGAUUGGGGCCCUCCUUCUCUCUGUGUGCCAGACAGUGAGCCAUGGAAUACUGUGCUUUCUGCCAUCUUACAAGAUGUUGGAGAAACUGAAAGACAGGUGGAUGCACACUGGGUUAUGGGAAAAUCUGGAGAGGAUCAAGACCGUCAUUAAGGAACCGCAAGGAGGGGAUAAAACUGACUUUGACAAAUUGCUGCAAAUGUACUACGAUGCAAUUCGUUAUAAGGGCGAGAAAGAUGGGGCUCUUCUAAUUGCUGUGUGCAGAGGGAAAGUGAGUGAAGGACUGGAUUUCUCUGAUAACAAUGCACGUGCUGUUGUUACUGUAGGCAUUCCAUUCCCAAACAUAAAAGAUUUACAGGUUGAGCUAAAGCGAAAGUAUAAUGAUCAACAUGCAAAAAACAGGGGGCUUUUACCUGGCAGCCAGUGGUAUGAAAUUCAAGCAUACAGAGCUCUCAACCAAGCCUUGGGAAGGUGUAUCCGCCAUAAGAAUGAUUGGGGUGCCUUAAUUCUGGUUGAUGAUCGUUUCCGCAGCAAUCCUAAAUACAUCACUGGGCUAUCAAAAUGGGUACGCCAGCUUGUGCAGCACCACUCCACCUUUAAUGGAGCACUUGAGUCAUUAACUGAAUUCUCAAAGAAUCAGCAACAGAGAAUGCAAAUGUCCAGCACAAACUGUGAUGACGAGCCUUCCCAGGGAACGUCUUCUUCUUCCAAGAACACCUCUCCAACCUCCUCAUUGUUGGAGUUCACAGUUCAUCCUACACAAAGUGUCAGUGAAUUCACACAACCAACAUCUUCAACCCAGAGUUCAGUAACCUCACCUCCAGAGAUUGCAAUUCCCUUUAGUCCGAUUCAAGCAUCUCUUGGUGGUACUGCUCCAAGAGAUAAUGCAGAAGUUUUAUCUCAUUGGAAAGAAGAGCAAAGACGCAAAAGCAACACAUCAAUCAAAACAAACUUGAUGAAAUCAUUUGAGAAAUCUAAAUCGAAUUACUCCAAACAGAGAACGUCUUUCUAUAAUUAUUUUAAAAGCAACGCACACACUUCAACCCCACGGCAAUCCUCUUCAAAAACACGUGAGUCUAACUUAGAGAUCUGUUGUAAUGAACUUGCAAGUGGUUAUAGUGCCUCCGCAAAUUCAGGCUCCUUAUCACAGGGAUUUGGUAGAGAAAAUAAUGUUUCUAGAAAGCAGGAUGAAGGCCUUAAUGAAAGUUGUCAAGAAAUCCUGUGCAAUGCUGUACCCCUGUUCCAUUGCACAAAUAAAGAAACACAUGCAAGUGUUAGUCCACCGCGUAAAUAUGUGGAACCCUCAGUUUCUAUGCUACCUGAGGAUAACACUGACACUGAUAUUACAAUACAUUGUACUCCUGAACUGUACGAUGAUGAUGGCCAAGAGAAUCUUGUUUCUGAUGAGGAAGACAAAUGUAAUGAAGAAAAAGAGAACAAAAUAGACAGCGGCAGAGCAGACAAAGAUACAAAUGCAUGUGCUCUUGACACAUCUGUUAAAAGAGAGAAUCUGUUCCACAAAGAGGAAUAUCUAAAUGUUUCAGGCAAUGAAAACGCAUUUAAUAUAGGCAGAAAUAAAGGAACAGAGCAAAAGAACAGAGAAAACAGGCUUUCGCGGUCUAGAAAUAAAGGAGUGUCCUCCUUUUUUUUAGACUAAGUGUAUGAGAUUAGUUAAAAUAACAUACAAGUAAAAAUACACUUGUGUUGCUUAAGUAAGUGACGUUUCACCUUGUUUGGUCACUUCUUAGACCAAAGUUAUGUUUCUCUAAGCCACUAUGUUCCAUUUUUUGACAGUUUGGCAGCACUAUAUGCCGCAAGUUAAAGAUCUUUCAGUAUAAAACAUUAUAUUCAGUUAUUAUAAUACAUUUAUUUCACUAACGGGAAUCUAAGGCGUCAUGUACAUAAAAUAACCUUAAAAUAUAAACAUUUCUUAAAUAACACGUCCUCUUUGAUAAUAAACAGUUCUUAAAUCAUGUUUGUUUCACCAUUAUAUAUGUCAGUGACAGAUAUUUUUGUUUUAUUUUACAAUUCUUUUAUUGUUUUUUUAGAUAUAAAUGAGUGCCUGGACAUUGUUUAAUGGCACGCUACAGCAAACUUUUCAUGUAGCUCUUACUGUAAAACAAGAUAUUGUUGACUGUAAAUAAAAAUGGAUAUUAUAUUUUCGAUCUUUUGAAUUAUAAAACUUGUUUCUAAUAAA
This is a messenger RNA of Xenopus laevis (African clawed frog), 4388 nucleotides long. It is a transcript of the gene brip1.L, whose product is annotated as BRCA1 interacting helicase 1 L homeolog. Gene Ontology annotation, molecular function: DNA helicase activity; DNA binding; nucleotide binding. The record is from RefSeq and is a predicted model, not a curated record. The coding region runs from base 153 to 3848 and encodes 1231 amino acids. Gene Ontology annotation, cellular component: nucleus. Gene Ontology annotation, biological process: double-strand break repair involved in meiotic recombination; nucleotide-excision repair. The transcript has 20 exons. Lineage: Eukaryota; Metazoa; Chordata; Amphibia; Anura; Pipidae.